AUGGGUGACUACUCCAUAGCACUUGAAUUUUACGAAAAAGCACUUAAAAUUAAAGAAAAAGCUCUACCUCCAAAUCAUCCCUCAUUGGCUGGUAGUCACUUGAAUUUUGCAGUAUGUUACAAAAGAAUGGGUGAUUACGCAGCAGCUCUUAAAGCUGUUCAAAAUGCUUUUCAAAUUCAGCAAAAAGCAUUUCCAGAAGGUAAUCCAGCUUUUACUUCAACAUACAGUUGGUUCGGAAGAGUUUAUCGCAGUAUGAAAGAUUACUCAAAGGCACUGGAUUAUUUUGAAAAGUGUCUCGCAAUAGAUCUAAAGACGUUAGCUGAAGGACAUCCAUAUCAGGCCAUUACAUAUAGUAAUGUUGGUGAUGUUUAUCGAUUAAUGGGUAACUAUGAAAAGGCACUUGCAUUUCAUCAAAAAGCAUUAGAUAUUCAAGAAAAUGUUCCCUGUAAUCCUCUUCAAUGUGCAACGACAUAUACAAAUUUAGGUGAAACUUAUCGAAAAAUGCAAGAUUAUUCAACAGCAUUGUCAUAUUUUCAAAAAGGAUUAGAAAUACGACAAAAGAAACUGCCAAAAAGUCAUCCUGAUUUAGCUGUAAUUUAUCAUAAUAUGGCAAAAUUAUAUUUAUCUACUGGACAAUAUAAUGUGGCAAUGAAAAAUGUUCAACAAGCAAUAGAAAUAGCUCAAGAAAAAUUACAUUCAACUCAUCCUCAUCUUUUGAAAUAUAAAGAAACAUUUGAAGAAAUUCGAAAGGAAAUGUAA
Molecule: messenger RNA, 759 nt
Organism: Rotaria sp. Silwood2
Lineage: Eukaryota; Metazoa; Rotifera; Eurotatoria; Philodinida; Philodinidae
Source: the annotation of a GenBank genome assembly